This is a messenger RNA of Lachancea mirantina, 225 nucleotides long. The record is from the annotation of a GenBank genome assembly. Lineage: Eukaryota; Fungi; Ascomycota; Saccharomycetes; Saccharomycetales; Saccharomycetaceae.
AUGUUCAGACAGCUCACCAACUUGGCUACCAAGAGAGCCUUUUCCUCUACGAUAAUGAGACAAUCCGGUGCUCAUUUCAAAGAAGGUCUUUACACGAACAUUCCAGUCAAGGUCAAGAACAGAAAGAUCCCAUUUGCGAUUAUUCAUUUCGGAUGGUUUACUUUGGGAUUUUUGGUACCUUUCAUCUCGUCCUACGUCCAAUUGAAAAAAUCCGGUGUGUUGUAG